AUGAUCCAAUGGGACCAAGGAGCACAAAAAAUCCGAAAGCGUCGACAAUGGCAGGACGAGGCACCCAAACUCCUUUCGACUGUCCAUGAUUUAAUUGUCGAUUCAUAUUAUAAUGUCGCGGAGUUUCAUGUGAUUUUGGAAUUGAGUAAAUUAAGCCAAUCAGAUAAAUGGCCAUUCCUGCCACAAUCUACAUUAUAUGAAAACAGCUCUGAGACAAUUCCUAGCAAAGACGUUUUCAGGGAAAUUGGUGAUACUUGGGGAAUGACGGGUCAAAGUAUGUAUGAAGCAAUAGCACAAGAAGCACAGAAGAUUUUGGAUUAUUCGCUUGGAAAUGUUGUUUGCGAGCAAACUUUUGGUCAAGAACAUAAACUUAAUAUGUCUUCCUUUAUUACUCUCCCCUCUCAAUUUCAGUCUGAUGUUUCGGUCUCUUCUGAUGACAUUCUAUUUGAAUGUUGUGAAUUGUAA
This is a messenger RNA of Ambispora leptoticha, 465 nucleotides long. Lineage: Eukaryota; Fungi; Glomeromycota; Glomeromycetes; Archaeosporales; Ambisporaceae. The record is from the annotation of a GenBank genome assembly.